Messenger RNA from Sardina pilchardus (European sardine), 1069 nucleotides. It is a transcript of the gene polr2g, whose product is annotated as RNA polymerase II subunit G. Gene Ontology annotation, molecular function: translation initiation factor binding; single-stranded DNA binding; single-stranded RNA binding. The transcript has 8 exons. Lineage: Eukaryota; Metazoa; Chordata; Actinopteri; Clupeiformes; Clupeidae. The record is from RefSeq and is a predicted model, not a curated record. Gene Ontology annotation, cellular component: P-body; RNA polymerase II, core complex. The coding region runs from base 134 to 649 and encodes 171 amino acids. Gene Ontology annotation, biological process: transcription initiation at RNA polymerase II promoter; positive regulation of translational initiation; positive regulation of nuclear-transcribed mRNA poly(A) tail shortening.
GCGGAAGUGGGGCGCUUAUGUCAGUUCCGCCUGUUCUUACUGUCUUUGCCACAGUAAAAAAACAAAGCUAGCUUUGUUGUUCUUUGUCUGUGUAGCUGAUUUACAUUCAUUUCCACAUUUCGAGUUGAUCAUCAUGUUCUACCACAUCUCUUUAGAACAUGAGAUUCUGCUGCACCCUCGCUACUUUGGCCCUAAUCUUCUGAACACGGUGAAACAGAAACUCUUCACUGAGGUGGAGGGGACGUGUACAGGAAAGUAUGGCUUUGUCAUUGCUGUGACCACAAUUGACAACAUAGGAGCAGGUGUUAUUCAGCCUGGCAGGGGCUUCGUACUGUAUCCAGUGAAGUAUAAGGCCAUUGUCUUCAGGCCCUUCAAGGGGGAGGUGGUUGACGCUGUCGUUACACAGGUUAACAAAGUUGGACUAUUCACUGAAAUUGGGCCCAUGUCCUGUUUUAUCUCACGGCAUUCCAUUCCAUCAGAGAUGGAAUUUGACCCUUCCUCCAAUCCACCAAGCUACAAGUCGGCUGAAGAAGAUGUUGUUAUCCAGCAGGAUGAUGAAAUCCGGUUGAAGAUCGUAGGAACUCGAGUGGACAAAAAUGACAUUUUUGCCAUAGGAUCUCUUAUGGAUGAUUAUCUAGGACUGAGCUGAUUUUUCUUGCUGAAUAUUGAAAAUAUCUCAUCACCACACAUCUUCGACACAACAUUUUCGCGUCUCCAGCUGUGGACAGUAGUUACAGGCUGAUACAACUUCAGUUGCUUUUAUGUUUUAAGCUCAGUUUGCAUUGAUGACAAUGCCUGAUUCAAGUUAAAGUUUUGUACUGUUUUUUGAGCAGACAAUUUGGGAUGCCGUUUUAUGUUUCAUAGAGUAAGAAAACGUAUGGUAUUGAUCAAAAUCAUGCCGUUUUAAAAAUUCCUGCAACUUGCUCUAUGCUGUGGCCCAACACAAAGAUUAUGCAUAUUUACUGACAUAUGGUCGUGUGUCAGUGUCCUUCAAUAUGAAAAUGUAUGGUUCAAAUCGAUGAACAAGGUGUCACUGUAUCAUAUUUUGAAUAAAUAUUUCUUGUAAUAA